GAAUGGCCACCUCCAAGAACAGCCUGUCUCUGUCUCCGCUGGUCGUCUUCCUCCUCGGGGCGGCUUCGGCCACCGUGCUGCUCCUCUUCCUCCUGACGGCGACGGCGAGGCCCGCAUGGCCCGCGCUGGAGACCGGUCCUCAGAAGUGGGGAGGUCCCUGGCUCCAGGUAGCGUGCGCUGCAGUACUCCACGAGCGAACGGCACGGUCGUCGUCGCUGCAGAGCAACACACCGGCGGAGUAAGAGCUCCGGCGAAUGAGGCGGGCGCGUCUGAUUCCGAUGACGAUGCGGAUGAGUUUGCGCGGAUGCUGCGGCGAGCGGCGAUGGAGGACCGGACGGUGACUGCGACGUCGGUGAACGAGGCGUGGGCGGCGCCGGGGUCGCUGCUGACUCUGUUCCUGGAGAGCUUCCGCGUGGGCGAGAACGUGUCGCACUUCUUGAAGCACAUCGUGGUGGUGGCCAUGGAUGACGGCGCGUUCCGGCGGUGCCAGGCCGUGCACCCGCACUGCCACCUCCUCCGGCCGGAGAAGGCGGGGCUCGACCUCUCCGGCGCCAAGAGCUACAUGACCAGGACUACCUCGACUCGUGUGGAGCAAGCCAAGCUGCAGCAGCGCAUCCUCGAGCUCGGCUACAACCUGCUCUUCACGGCACGCGUUCCGUUCACGCAGGACGUGGACGUGGCGUGGUUCCGGAACCCGCUGGUGCACAUCACGAUGGCGGCGGACAUCACGACGUCGAGCGACUUCUACUUCGGCAACCUGGACGACCUGGGCAACUUCCCCAACACGGGCUUCAUCUACGUUAAGUCGACGGCCCGGACCAUCCGCGCCAUGGCGUACUGGCACGCGGCGCGGCGGCGGUUCCCGGAGAACCACGACCAGUUCGUGUUCAACGAGAUCAAGCGGGAGCUCGCGGGCAGGCUGGGCGUCCGGAUCCGGUUCAUCGACGCCGCCACCGUCAGCGGCUUCUGCCAGCUGGGCAGGGACCUCAACCGCAUCGCCACCGUGCACAUGACCUGCUGCGUCGGGCUGGAGAACAAGCUGUUCGACCUCAGGAGGGGUGAUCGCGGACUGGAAGCGUUACAUGGCGCGCCGCCUGCCGGAGCGCCAAAUGGGGAAGAUCGGAUGGACGUUCGAGGAGGAAGAUGCAUACACUGA
This is a messenger RNA of Miscanthus lutarioriparius, 1156 nucleotides long. NCBI's taxonomy places the organism in Eukaryota, Viridiplantae, Streptophyta, Magnoliopsida, Poales, Poaceae. The record is from the annotation of a GenBank genome assembly.